GCUGACGCUGCAGCGAAUAUGUGCGCGUCACUUCCGGCUGUGAGAAAUGGCGGGCGGUGGAGACAGAAUGGCGGAGCUGGAGGACGGAGAGCUGGAGUCAGAUCAGGAGGAGCGAGUGCAGGUGUCAUAUUUGCAGAGCACGGGUCCGUCUCUGAGCUCUGCGUCCGUCUCUGGAUACCGCAGCCUCAAGAACACCGACUCCAGCGACAGCGACUCUGCGUCUGAAGACGAGGCCGUGCCCUGGAGACAGAAGCGGCUCUGCAGCUCCAGCGCUCCCUCCGGACGCAAGGUCAACAACAUCUGGGGCUCCGUGGUGCAGGAGCAGAGCCAGGAGUCUGUGGCCGCAGAGCUGGGCAUCAUGGGAAUGGAGGGCAGCGUCAGCAUGAGCAGUCGCCAGAGCGAGACCUACAACUACGUCCUGGCCCGCAAGAUGAUGGAGAAGGAGCGCGAGGAGGAGGAGGAGGGCUUGAGGAGCGCGCUGGACGGGGAGCUGGAGGGCUACAUGCAGCAGAAGAGCUGUCUGAAGAGGAAGCGGCCUGCUAAGGAGAGGCUGGGCCCGCGGGCCGAGAUGGACCUGAGGGGCCGGUACCAGCUCCGGGAGGACGACCCUGAAGACAGAGUGGUGGAUGAGAUCGCUCACAGGUCAGGAAAAACACAUGCAAUCUGCACAAAUGCACUGCAGAACUGUUGUAAAUUAUUGGUAAGAAUUAAAAGUAAAUAUAGCUUCAAAACAUACAAGCAGAUAUACAGUAAUGAAGGGGGGAAAAGACAAUUGCAAGUGAUCAACACAAAGCACUUUCAGUAUCUGGGAGGCAUAUUUGUUUGUUUGGCUUUCCUGCAGGAUGGUAGCAGGAGACGGACACCGGGGGGAGUGUAUCUGAACUUACUGAAGAACACACCCAGCAUCUCUGAUGGACAGGUGAAGGAGAUCUUUCAUGAGGAGAACCAGAAAGAAUACAACAACAAAAAGUCAGCUAAGAAGCGACGGAAGCGAAUAGUAGCAAAGAAGAUGAAGCAGGCCAUCAGCACGCUCAACCUCCAGGAGCAUGACGACAUCUCCCGAGAAACGUUUGCCAGUGACACUGAAGAGGCUCUGGGGUCCCUGGAGGAGGCCCCCGAGGGCCCGCCGGAGUCUGCGCUGGGCACAGAGGACAACCCUGUCGUCUACAACUCAACCGACCUUGAGGUUUUCUAAUGCGUGAGCAUGUGUGCUGUUUCGUGCUGCACGGUCCCUUCUAGUUGUAGCCUAAAACAGCUUGGAUUGACUAAACUAAAGAUGAAAGACAACAGUGGGUUUGUCCUGACGGGUAGCACUUUAAGUUCUCUGCUGGUUGUUGAAAGACUGUAAGCAGCAGGCAAAGCUUGUACAGAUCUUCUACAGGAAUUCUUGCCUGGUUAAAAUGUUGUUGAUAAAUUGUGAUCUUUCUGUUUAGAUAUUUUGCAAGCUUUUGAUACAUUACUGCAUUCAUGGGAAAUUAAUUGCAGCAAGAAAAUAUACAUUCACUUAUUUCAGAAGAAUACAGCUUGUGUUUUAGUAAUUGGAAAUGCUCUAAACGUUUGUUAAAGGUGCAUUGUACAAUAAAGCAGUACAUGCUUGAUGUGUAAAAUGCAAGCUCAGCUUUUGGUGCGUGUCAUUUGUCAUACUGCUCUCAAAUAUAUCUGUGGUUUGCUAUUUUUACUUUGUGCUUUCACUGUGUGGCGUAAUUGAGCUGAAUAGAUGAACAUUCUUGAACUGAUAAGUUUCAGUACAUGCUCAAAUUAAAAAGCAAUCUUAAGUUUUGCGAUUAAUGGUAG
Messenger RNA from Sinocyclocheilus rhinocerous, 1794 nucleotides. It is a transcript of the gene phax, whose product is annotated as phosphorylated adaptor for RNA export. The record is from RefSeq and is a predicted model, not a curated record. The coding region runs from base 47 to 1195 and encodes 382 amino acids. Lineage: Eukaryota; Metazoa; Chordata; Actinopteri; Cypriniformes; Cyprinidae. The transcript has 4 exons. Gene Ontology annotation, biological process: snRNA export from nucleus. Gene Ontology annotation, cellular component: nucleus.